CGCCAACCGCCAACGAUCUUUCCGCGCGACACGCUACAACUGACGCGAUGGCACCCUCCAAGAAGUCAAAGUCGGCGAAGUCGACUGAAUCUAUCGCUUCUCGUCUCGCGCUUGUCGUAAAGUCGGGCAAAUACACUCUCGGCUACAAAAGCGCGCUCAAGCAGAUGUGCUCUGGCAAGGCAAAACUUGUCUUGAUCUCGGGUAACUGUCCGCCACUCCGAAAAUCCGAGCUGGAAUACUACGCCAUGCUUUCGAAAACGACGGUGCAUCACUUUGCAGGCACGAACGUCGCAUUGGGAACUGCUGCGGGGAAGCUCUUCCGGGUCAGUGUCAUGACCAUCUCAGACCAGGGAGACAGUGACCUUCUCACUAUUGCGGAAGGUAACAAUGCAUAGACUUAUUCCGCACCUUAUUUGUAUGCUACCCAUGCACUAUGUGCCAUGGAAUGUCUUAAUUAUGCCGAUGUGCUCUGCCUGUUGCAAAUUGAAAUCAAGCUGAAAA
This is a messenger RNA of Fomitiporia mediterranea MF3/22, 501 nucleotides long. Its product is annotated as 60S ribosomal protein L30. The transcript is spliced from 3 exons. Gene Ontology annotation, cellular component: cytosolic large ribosomal subunit. Gene Ontology annotation, molecular function: structural constituent of ribosome; RNA binding. Lineage: Eukaryota; Fungi; Basidiomycota; Agaricomycetes; Hymenochaetales; Hymenochaetaceae. The record is from RefSeq and is a predicted model, not a curated record. The coding region runs from base 48 to 395 and encodes 115 amino acids.